Messenger RNA from Gadus chalcogrammus (walleye pollock), 5549 nucleotides. It is a transcript of the gene snx19b, whose product is annotated as sorting nexin 19b. The record is from RefSeq and is a predicted model, not a curated record. Gene Ontology annotation, molecular function: phosphatidylinositol binding. Gene Ontology annotation, cellular component: early endosome membrane; intracellular membrane-bounded organelle. The transcript is spliced from 14 exons. Lineage: Eukaryota; Metazoa; Chordata; Actinopteri; Gadiformes; Gadidae. The coding region runs from base 242 to 3265 and encodes 1007 amino acids.
GCUGCGUCCAUUGUGGCUCAUCUUACGUCACGAUAGCGGAAGUAAACAAAGCGAUGGCGCUGUCAAAACGAUCAGCGAAGCUCGACACACCUCGAGCCGACAUGUUUCUGACUCUCAUUAACUGUCUUUCACUGAUUGAUUGAUUGAUUGAUUGAUUGAUUACAUCGUCGCUGACUUUGGUCUACUCUGAAACGAAUGUCGCGCCACAAAUACCACAGCGUUAAAUAAGACGGUCGCAGCCAUGGCAGAAGUACUUGGACGGAGAAGCUUAUUAGGCGUUGGUGUUCUGCUUGCCUGGCUUGUUCUCUUCCACCUCCUGGUCAACAUCUGGCUGCUGUGUGUGUUCACCAGCCUGCUUGUGGUACUCGGGGGCUGGCUUGGAUCGCAAGCGGUCCUUGAGUCCAACAGCCUAGUACACCUGGAGAGGUUCAUCAGCCUGCAUCCGAUUUCCUCAUCUGUGGAGGAUGAGGAACAGUUGGAUCAGGAGAUCCAGAACACAGUCAUGAAGAUCAUAAGGGAUUUUGUCUCCUCCUGGUACUCCACCAUAUCCACCGAGAGGGCUUUUGAAAUAGAUGUGCACGAAGCCAUGAUCUCCAUGGCAAUGGAACUGAAGACACGUGCUAGAUUGGUUGAUCAGAAGGCCCUGUCCGAGAGGCUGCUGGACCUCUAUGGUGGCCACCUGCAGAAGUUCCUCAGAGCGACGCAGCUGGUAGCAGAGCAGCCCAGCGACGCCAGCGACAGGUUGUGGAAGGUCUACACAGAGCUGGAGCCCCCUCACCCUGCGGUGAAGAGUGCUGCCGUGGAGCACAACUACACCAGGGCGGUGGUGGACCUGCUCCUGCACUCUCUGGUUCCACCACCCAACCUGGAAAGCACCACUGGCCGCUUUGUGGUGGGCGAACUCAUUACUUGCAACGUUCUUCUCCCGUUCUUCACCAAAGUCUCUGAGCCGGACUGGCUCAACGUCCUCCUGGUUCAACUCUUCACCUCCCCAUCAGUCCUCGCUGCAGAGCCCGUAGAGUCCUCAUCAGCGCAGCCCCCUCAGCGUCAUUCCACGCCUGUCCCGCCAGUGCCUCCAUCUGCUCCGCCGUCUGCUCGCUCAGAAGUGCCACCGAAGGAGGAAGAGACCACAGCCCCCCGACCCACCGAACAGACAAUGUCAGCGUCCCCCUCGUACGCAGUGGCUUCAGAGGUGGACACCCAUUCAGCCAGCGACACGGACACAACCACAGACAAGCUUCAUUCGGUCAGUUGCGACACAGUGGACUCUGAGCUGUACAGCCCUCAGAACAUCAUAGAGGAGGUGGAACACUGUCGUCGGUUCCUGAGGAACUACGUCAGGCCGUGUAAGUCCAACCCUUUCUACCAGGAGAACGACUCUGACCUGGAGUCGCCCUUGGCCGACUAUAAGCGGGACUCUUUAGACUCUCUGAUCACGGAUGGGCAAGAGGGCAGCCAGUCUGAUCUGCCCCGGGAAUGCGCCACACCAACCGAUUGCUUAGAUCUCGACCUGGAUGUUGACCCCGGCCACGUCGAUGAGAUGGGCCCUAAGGCCUUGUUACACUCCCAGCCGCUAGACCAGGUCGACGGCUGUGGGCCCUCCUGCUUGCGCCCGGCGCAGGGUUCUCCCGGCCCCACCCGCAGCCUCCAUUUGCCGGACCCGGUGGGGAGCCCUGUAUCCACUAACCCUGCCAGGGAGCUGUUCCUGGGGCUGGAGGGGGCGCCGGGGACCCCGGGGACCCCUAAUGAGCUGGCCCCCGCCAUCGCCUCGCUGGUGCCCUCGUCACGGCCUUCCUUCAGCUUCGAGCCGCUGAGCAGCCCCGAGGGGCCGGUGCUCAUCCAGAACCUCCGCAUCACUGGCACCAUCACCGCCAAGGAGCACCGCGGCACCGGCUCACACCCCUACACCCUGUACACCAUCAAGUACGAGACGGUGGUGUACUGUGAGGCGGCGGCCUGCCUCCAGCCAGGCUGUGAGGAGGGGGAUUCGGCCCAGGGGCCUGGGGACGGCCCCGGGCCCGUGGACUGCCCCGGGGCCGGGCAGCCAGUGGCCUACCACACGGUCAACAGACGCUACAGCGAGUUCCUCAACCUCCAGACACGCCUGGAAGAGAAACAGGAACUGCGGAAGCUCAUCAAAGGUGUAAAAGGACCAAAGAAGAUAUUUCCUGACAUGCCAUUUGGAAACAUGGACAGCGACAAGAUUGAAGCCAGAAAAGGAUUGCUGGAGACUUUUCUAAAGCAUCUCUGUUCCAUCCAUGAAGCUGCAAACAGUGAGGAGAUGCAGGAGUUUCUAGCCCUCAACACAGAUGCACGGAUUGCCUUCGUCAAGAAACCUUUCAUCGUGUCUCGCAUAGACAAGAUUGUGGUGAAUGCCAUCGUGGAUACAUUGAAGACGGCGUUCCCCCCCCGCUCAGAACCCCAGAGCCCUACAGAGGACAACGAGGGAGAGAUGGAUAGCGGAAAGAUGAACCCUGACAAGAAGAACAGGUCUCGCCUAAGAUUCUCCAGCAAAAACAACCCCUAUGUGAACGGCUCUGAUCUGAGGCCUCGGGUGACGUUCUGCUUCGAGCAGAGCAACACGAUGUUCAGCGGCAUGUCGCUGGCCCGCCUGCAGGCCUUGCUGACGGGACAGGAGGGCCCGGAGCCUGAGUGGGGCGUCGGUGGACAGGUCAGAGGAGGGGAGCCAUGCGUCCACGUGGACAGCAGCCCCAAGGCCACACCCCGGGCCCAGCCUGGGUGUGAGAUGGCGCUGGCGGAGCCGGCCCUCAGCAUCGUGUGCCUGCUGAUGGCGGGCCAGUGGGGCUGGCUGUGCACGGAGAACGUCCAGCGGACGGUGCGCAUGCUGUUCGGGACGCUCAUCGACAGGUGGCUGGAGGUGAGCGUGGCCAACCUGACCAGUAUGCAGUACUGGGUGACAUAUCUGCAGAUCAUCCAGGAGGCGGUCUGGCCAGGGGGGGUCCUGCCCGCCGAGCCCUGGCCCCUGCGCACCCCACUGGAGAGGGACCACAGCCGACAGCAGGCCCUGCUGGGACUGAUGGGAGUGGUGCCAGACCUGGUGUCGGAGCUGCUUGGCUCUGACAAGUACAGACUGAGCUGGCAGACGGCGCUGGAUUCCCUUCAAGACCCCUACAUCAACAGACACCUGCUCUACUGCAUUCUGGACCUUCUCCUGGAGUUCCUGUUCCCUGACAUCCCAGAGGAAGACUUCCAGCGGAUUCUGCUGCAGAGCCUCUCCAAGACCACAGAGGGCCCAGCGGUGUGAGGGCUGUGGGGCAGGGUUCAGUAUGAGAAAGCUGCUGGAGCAGUGUGGAGCCGUUUUGGACACUGGGAAACAGAGACGAGGAAGACCAACUGACGAGGAAGACCAACUAUGCCAGCUCACGCAUGACAUCUCCAACUGGGCUUUGAAGUAUUGGCCGUGGAAGUGUACUGUACAGGUUUUUCUGCAUGCACACAGCCUCUUCCUGCUCACUGAAACCCCAUCUUAAAGCAAACCAACCUCGGGUGCUCUUCACACCUUACCGCAACAGCAGAACACAUCAGAGAUUUUGAAGUACGAUGUAGUCCCACAUCUUUCCCAUAUUUGGGCCUGGAGAUAUGCUACAAAGGGGGUCGCCUCUGCCCCCUGUCCUCUAAAAUCAACACCAAGCUGUAGGGUUCAGGUCCAUCUGUGAGCCCACCGUCCAUGAUGUGAGCAUAAGCAGCUUCUCACCUCCAGUUCUUCUCCACAGAUACAAUCAUGGAUUGCUGUGUGCUGCACUCUCCACCUCCAGCUAGCUGUAUUGACCAUCUAUCAUAAUGUACCCUCCCAGGCUUCUAUCACUGAUGGUCCCUGUACUGUACCAGCAUUAUAUCACUGAUGGUCUCUGUACUGUACCAGGCUUCUGUUAUGAUAGAUUAAAUGUCUGUUGAUUCAUUUGUAUUUCAGGAUGUUUCGAUGAAGUUCCCUCUUUCCAUCUUCAUAGGGACUACCGUUACCACACAAGUCAUUACUUGUUUUCUCUGCGGAGGUCAAUCAGGAGCAGGAAUAAUGGAUUGGAGAAAUAGUGUGAUUCACUUUUCCUAGAAGAUCAACUUGAAUGGAGCAUCAUCUAGUGGUGCUGUCUCAAGGCCUGCGAUUGGACGGGCUCGUGGGUAAAGGAAGGCUGCUGAGGCCUGUGAGGAGCAGACGAGCUUCAGUCCAAAAUUCCAAAGUCCAUCCAUCCAACCCCUGGUGUUUCUGUGUUCCAGUGUUCUGUCGCUUGUUGGCCUAUCGUGAAGCCUUGUCCUAUUUAUUCAAUCAAAUAAUUUGCUUGUAAGGAAAAAAAGUGAUUCAUUUAGUUCUAUCUUGUAGGAGAUGUUUCAUGUGUAAUGCCUUACAAAGACUUUGAGAAGACCAGGCUAGUGCAUACAUGCAAUCCCAUACAAUGAAUAUUCCUCUUUCUGCAAUUGCUGUUCACUUGUGCCAAUGGUAUUGUGAUUGCGCUGAAUGUUUGCGUUUACAAUGUUAAUGAUACUGUUAUCCUUUUUAGAUGCUCUGUAGUCGUUUCUUGAAACUUGUUGAUAUUUAUAUUUAUACACGGCGACCAAUAUCUUUACUCACAUCUGCUCUUUACCUUCCGUUCGAGACACACACACACACACACACACACACACACACACACGGAUCUCUGCCUUAUGGAGCAAUUAUUCUGCUACAUUUUUCAAUAUGUUCAAGCCGUAAUGUGUGCCCUCAAAGAGCAAUAGAACAGUAUAAGAGAACAAUGAAAGGUCAGUUUACUCAUUUAAUUGAAUGAGUUUUAAUGAUGUGUUGCGUAAGGUACCUCUUGUUUGUGUCUUGAUUUCUCUGCACCUUAAAACCCAGAUAGUAAAAUCCAUACGGAAAAAAAGUAUUUUUGAAAAAUGUUUUUUUUUUUUCAAAUUUCGAAGGAAAUGUGAUUAGCAACAUUCCAAUAAACAAUUCUGAUUAUUAUUGCAUCUUAUCCAUCAUGGCACUUUAUUUUCAAAAUGUGUUUCUGAAUUCUCAUUGUUGUGCAACUUUGUGAGUAAUUUCCUCGUACUGCAGUGGAGUCUGUUGGUGAUUGUUUAACCAAAUGUGCAUAGAUUCCUUCAAGCAUUCACAGUUUUUUAUUUGGUGCUAAGUCACAACAAUAAAGGCACUACCAAUGUUUCAAAUCUGUAAAUGAUUUUCAAGCUCAUUAUUUUCCUUAGAACAAAACUUUUUUUUUAUUCUUUGCAAUAGCCAUAUAUGUUAAUAACUAGGGAUCAGAUUUGAUUAACUGUCCACAUGGUUUUUAUUGAAGACCUGAUUUUUGUCCAAUGGCAACAAAGCACUACCCAAUCACUCAAAUCUGAACGGCUUUUUCGGGACCGAUGUUUCGGUUGAGCUUCAUUUUGUUAAACAAAACGGUUGAAUGGAGACCAAAUGGAGUCAUUACGUACGUCAGGAACCUUGUGGUGACUCGCUCAUUCACAACACUUGUUCAAUGUUUUGGUAAAACUGUAGAACUCACCUUCAUGUUUGGGCUACUUGGAGAACCAAACCCGUUAAGGAAAAAACAUUUGAU